Elaeis guineensis (African oil palm) is the source of this 3146-nucleotide messenger RNA. Its product is annotated as protein ENHANCED DISEASE RESISTANCE 2. Gene Ontology annotation, molecular function: lipid binding. Lineage: Eukaryota; Viridiplantae; Streptophyta; Magnoliopsida; Arecales; Arecaceae. The record is from RefSeq and is a predicted model, not a curated record.
CACGCUGAAAAAAAGGUAAGCGCGCAAUUUCCUCUCAUUCAAACUCCACCUGGCGUCCUCUGCGCCAGUUUCUUCCUCCUCCUCCUCAUCUCUUCGAGAGGCGAUAGCGGCAAUACCUCUGCUCUGCCCAGCGGUUCAUCGAUCCCUCCCCCGAUUCUUGCUCGUGGCCUCCCGGUGAACGGCGUGCCAUCGUCGGAUUUCGAGGCCGGCCGAUCUGGUAUUGUUUGGUACCCAUUGUUCUUUGGGGGAGCGAAAGCGAAAACCCUAGCUUCUUGGAUUCUUUCUCAUUCUUUCAUUUGAAACGAGGGAUUCGCUGGAUGAAAGCAGCAAUGAGCUGGGGUAGGAGAGGGGUUGCGAUAUAGAAUGAUUUAUUUUUUCUUGAGCAAUACGGUGGUAGGUUGCGAUAUAGAACGAUGAAUCGGGAAUUUGGAUCAAGACGUAAGGGGGAGGGGGAGAUGAAUCGAGAAUUUGGAUCCAGACGUAAGGAAGAAGGGGAUGUGAAUCGAGAUUUGGGAUCGAGACGUAAGGCAGAGGGGGAUAUGAAUCGAGAUUUGGGAUCAAGGCGUAAGGCAGAGGGGGACAUGAAUCGAGAUAUGGGAUCAAGAAUUAAGGGAGAAGGCGAUAUGAUGAAGAGAAAAAAAGAGAAGGCGAAGGCGAUAUAUGAGGGAUGGAUGGUUCGAUAUGGGCGUAGAAAGAUCGGGAAAUCUUAUCUCCACAUGCGAUACUUCGUUCUUGAGCCCAGGCUUCUUGCCUAUUACAAGAGGAAGCCCCAAGAUAACAUGGUGCCACUCAAGACUCUAGUUAUAGAUGCGAAUUGCAGGGUUGAGGACAGGGGCCUUAAAACACAUCAUGGGCAUAUGGUUUAUGUUUUAUGUGUUUACAACAAAAAAGAUAAGUAUCAUCAACUCACGAUGGCAGCAUUCAACAUCCAGGAGGCUUUGAUGUGGAAAGAAAAGAUUGAGCUUGUCAUUGAUCAGCAACAUGAUUCAUUGAGUGCUUCUGGUAAUAAAGCCCUUGCUUCAUGCGAGUCUGGUGUAGACAGUGGAAAGAAUGCUUUUUCCUCUGACCAAGAAAGUGUGAAUAGUCUGGAAGAUGAAGAUGAGGGCAAUCGUGGUUUAGCACGGAGAAUGACAAGAGGAAAUGGUCCCUCUGAUUCAAUAGUUGACUGGAUUCAUGAGCCUGAUCUAGGGCAUUCCAACCAGAAUAUCAUCCAGCAAGUUUUCUCUAGAAAGCAUUGGCGAUUAAUCAGAUGCCAGAAUGGGUUACGCAUUUUUGAAGAACUUCUGGAAGUUGACUAUCUUCCAAGAAGCUUCAGUAGGGCGAUGAAGGCUGUUGGUGUGGUGGAUGCCACAUGCGAAGCUAUAUUUGAGCUUGUAAUGAGUAUGGAUGGAACACGCUUUGAGUGGGAUUGCACUUUUCAGUAUGGUAGCCUAGUUGAGGAGGUUGAUGGACACACUGCCAUACUGUAUCAUAGACUACAGCUGGACUGGUUCCCAAUGUUUGUGUGGCCCCGUGAUCUUUGUUAUGUGCGUUAUUGGCGACGUAAUGAUGACGGAAGCUAUGUUGUGUUACUUCAAUCUAGAGAGCAUGCUAACUGUGAUCGUCAGCCUGGAUUUGUGAGAGCUCAAAUUGAGAGUGGUGGAUUUAAGAUUUCACCCCUUAAAUCUCGCAAUGGGAGAUCUCGAAGUCAAGUUCAGCAUCUUAUGCAAAUUGACCUUAAGGGUUGGGGUGUGGGCUACAUUCCAUCAUUUCAGCAACAUUGUUUACUUCGGAUGUUGAGUAGUGUUGCUGGGUUGCGUGAAUUCUUUUCUCAAACAGAUCAAAUACACACAGUCCCAAGGAUUCCAGUCAUGGUCAAUAUGACUAGGUCUAGUUCUUCUAAGAAGGAUCAGAAAUCUCAGGAAAUUAAUGUUCACCCUGGCCCAUCAUUGGAUCCAAUACUUGCUGGUAGCAGACAAUCUAUAUUAUUAGAUGAAGACUCUGAUGAUGACGAUGACUAUCAAAUUCCUGAGGCUAUACCCGAGGCAUAUGCAAUCAAGACUGAAAAUGAUGUUAAGCAAAUAGUUUUGGAUGAGGAGCCUUUGGAUCAAAUUGAUUUAUCCUGCUUUUCUGGCAAUUUAUGCCGGGAUGACCAUGAUAAUAGUCGUGACUGCUGGAGUAUACCUGAUGGGAAGAACAUUAAAGUCCGUAGCAAAAAUUUUCUACAGGACAAGUCCAAGAUACCAGCAGGGAAGCAUCUCAUGGAACUUGCAGCAGUUGAUUGGUUGAAGGACACAAAAAGAAUGGACAAUGUUGCAAGACGAGUUGGCUGCGUAGCCCAAGUUGCCUCUGAGAAAGGACUAUUCUCAUUGAUCAUAAAUCUACAGAUUCCAGGAUCAACCAAUUAUAGUAUGGUCUUCUAUUUUGUAAUGAAACAACUGGUACCAGAAUCAUUAUUGCAGCGUUUUGUUGAUGGUGAUGAUGAAUUUCGUAAUAGCAGGUUCAAGCUCAUUCCAUCUGUUCCGAAGGGCUCCUGGAUUGUGCGCCAAAGCAUUGGAAGCUCCCCCUGUUUAUUGGGGAAAGCAGUUGAUUGUACAUACAUUCGUAGACCAAAGUACUUGGAGAUAGAUGUUGACAUUGGUUCAUCUACAGUAGCCAAUGGAGUUUUGGGGCUUGUAUUAGGUGUAGUUACAUCAUUGGUAGUUGAUAUGGCAUUUCUUAUACAGGCAAACACUUCUGAAGAGCUUCCAGAGCAGCUUAUUGGUGCAGUUAGAGUGUCACAUCUUGAGCUGUCAUCUGCGAUGAUUUCAGGGCUUGACAAUAGUCCUGAUGAUUCAAUUCAUUAGUUGAUUAUAGACUCCCCCCCAACCUGAUAUUCUUUUUUUUCCUGGGCCAUUAGUAAUGGCAUACAUGACUCCACGCAAAGAUUCAAUGCAGCAAUUUGGCUCCUGCCAAAUAAUCUAUACAUGUUAUGUUGCACUUUGAAGAUCAUGCAAGUCCUUCACUUCCUAUACUGUUAGUGAGAUAAGAGGUCCAAGGUUUGACUGAACAGGUUAUUUUUACCUAUGAAGGUAUUUUGUAACAUAUGUUGAAGUAACACCCGUCUUUUUCUGCUUGCGGACAACAUUGCGAUAUCCAUCUGGAUAUAAAAUUUUUACUUCAUGUUA